Molecule: messenger RNA, 136 nt
Organism: Funneliformis caledonium
Lineage: Eukaryota; Fungi; Glomeromycota; Glomeromycetes; Glomerales; Glomeraceae
Source: the annotation of a GenBank genome assembly
AAAAAGGAAAAAUAAGACUCCUAUUAAACUUAAACUUAAGCCUAUUACCCAAGUGAACAGGCCGGCUCCUCUAAUCGUUGAAACGGUUGAAAAGCAGUAUCCCGAAUUAUCUAUAGUGGAAUUCCUUGCCCGGUGA